Messenger RNA from Necator americanus (New World hookworm), 273 nucleotides. RefSeq lists its product as uncharacterized. NCBI's taxonomy places the organism in Eukaryota, Metazoa, Nematoda, Chromadorea, Rhabditida, Ancylostomatidae. The record is from RefSeq and is a predicted model, not a curated record. The transcript has a single exon. The coding region runs from base 1 to 273 and encodes 90 amino acids.
AUGAUACCAAGUACUUCCCACCCCGCGGAUACUCCAUACCAUCCAACUAUUAACCACUUUGCCACAUACUACACCAUCUCACCGUACAACAAUUGCAUACCAUUUUACCAGCACAUACUUAUCAUCAUUGUGCCACAAACCACAUAUACCACUUUACCAUCUGCAGUCGACCACUACAUGGUAACGUUCACUUUACCAUCUUAUCAUGACAUUGCUCAACCAUCUUUACCACCACAACUACCACUACCACAGUUGUACGACCCAUUCUCGUGA